This is a messenger RNA of Coregonus clupeaformis (lake whitefish), 3997 nucleotides long. Its product is annotated as EF-hand domain-containing protein D2. Bases 256 to 966 code for a protein of 236 amino acids. Gene Ontology annotation, molecular function: calcium ion binding. The record is from RefSeq and is a predicted model, not a curated record. The transcript is spliced from 4 exons. Lineage: Eukaryota; Metazoa; Chordata; Actinopteri; Salmoniformes; Salmonidae.
CUCAGUGGAGAUAUUCGUGCGCCUCGCUGACGCUGUACAAUCGCGCACUGUCCUUGCUUGCUGGAAGAGGAUUCUAAUAUUUUCCACGAUAAUUUGCAUUCCAGAAUCGUUCAUCAUUUUGACUGUCUGCACAGGAAUAAACACGCAGGAGACAGACGCAUGCCUAUGGACCGCAGAUAUUGCCGUGGUGUAUGCUCUCUCGGUGUCUCAUCUGUUUUGUAGUUAAAUACAACAGCUUUUGAAAUACACAUUAAAAUGGCCACAGACGAGCUGUCGUCAAAGCUCAGCCGUCGGCUGCAAAUAGAAGACGGUGCCGAGGAACCCGUGGCGGUUGAUGAGUGUGAUCAGGGACAUGAGAACGGUGCGGGUGAGGAGAAGGCGGCCACAGCGAACGCAGACUCUGAGUUGGGCGCUAAACUCAUGCGGCGUGGGGAGUUGAACGACGGAGUGGGUGAACACCAUCAGCCGAGCAUGAAGGUCUUCAAUCCCUACACUGAGUUCAAGGAAUUCUCCAGGAAGCAAAUCAAAGAUAUGGAGAGAAUGUUCAAACAGUAUGACGCGGGGAAGGACGGCUUCAUAGACCUGAUGGAGCUGAAGCUAAUGAUGGAGAAGCUGGAGGCACCACAGACCCACCUGGGCCUGAAGAACAUGAUCAAGGAGGUGGACGAGGACCUGGACAACAAGCUGAGCUUCAGAGAGUUCCUCCUGAUCUUCAGGAAGUCGGCAGCAGGGGAGCUAGCAGAGGACAGCGGUCUCAGUGUUCUGGCUCGGCUAUCAGAGAUUGAUGUGUCCACUGAGGGAGUAAAGGGAGCCAAGACCUUCUUUGAAGCCAAAGUGGCGGCCGUCAAUGCAGGCAGCCAAUUCGAGGCGGAGAUCCGGCAGGAGCAGGAGGAGAAGAAGAAGCAGGCAGAGGAGAAGAAGCAGCGGCAAGCUGCCUUCAAGAACCUCCAGUCGGCCUUCAAAUAACCACCUCUUCCUCAGCUCUCCUACAGCCCCAACUGUCCCACCUCCACUGUCCGUCUGUCUGUUUGUCCGUCUGUCCCUUUGUCAGUGUCCCAGUGAUUUUUCUGCCUCCAUUUUGAAAUCUGGUCAUAAUAUGCAAGUUGCUGGUAGUCUGUCUAGGGUUAGUCCCUGUCCCUGAGAGAGGAGCAGUUCUAUUCUGCUGAUUUCCCCAUUGAUUUGACCUGACAAGUAACAAAGAACUACACAUUCAGGGUUGUGCAGAGACCGUUUUACUGUUCUUGUCAUGUUGAGUAGACUAUUAUUCCAUUGUUCCUUUCUCAGUCCGGCACUGAUUUUAGGCCAUAGCCAUGCCAGAAACUGUGAUACAAUGGAUUGGAUACAUGCUGGAGACACAUGAUGAGAAUAGAUCUGUGAUGCAAUGUCUCUCCUGUAGAUUAUACGGUUAUGUGCCACACUAGCGUCAGUCUUGAUUUUAGCUCUGUGUUUUCUGUUGUGACUGGGGGAAUGUGAAUGAAACUAGGAAUGCAUUUUUAGUAAUGUGAUGUUGUGAACAAUUAGGAUUGCAUUUUAACAGAACGUUAUUUACUUAUUGUUGAUUCCAGUGAAUCUGAAUUGUGAACGUGUGUUCUGAAGUGGUCUUAUCCAAUCCAUUGUGUUACUUGGUACCAGUGACAAUUUUGCGCUAUACAUGUAAUUUCCUGUAGGAAGCGCUUUCUCAAAGACACAAAAGUUGUACCUAUGGUGUAAGAGAAAAUCCAUCUGUGCACACUUCUUUCCAGACACUCGAUCCCAUUCUAGAAGAGUAGAUGCGGGGGGAGGCAAAUGGUGGCGGAGAACCUUUUUAUUUACCUGGUCCUGGGGUACUCCUGUGUAUGUUUGUUCAUUCUGCUGUUUAGUCUGGUUUUUUAGGACAAUUGAUGGUCGAGUUAGUUUUCUUGCAAAACCAACACAUACAGGGGGAUACUAGAGGACAGGGUUUCUGAAACAAUGGUCGACCACUCACCCCUGCUCACACCCAGCUCCUGCUGUAAAACCGAAUGUGUGACCAGUCGGUAUCCAGCAAUCCCAUAUUGUCAAAGCUUUGCAUAUGGAACUAAGUAAAUUCAUGCACUUGACAUCAAAUAAACGUUUGCUCAAAGCAACAAGCUGUCAACUAGACCCCAACCCUUUGAGCACAUGGCAAAACUCUGAGGUGAAAAUAUGCUUUCUGUAGUGAUGCAUAACUUCACCUUUGAACUAUAGACUGAGGUUGCAAUAUGAAGUGUGUGGCACUCUAAUGCUCUGUAGUAUAGUAAAUGGCUAUCUAUUAUCGUUUUGGAAUAUAGUUUGAGAUAUGCAAUCAAUUUGGCCUUUUCAAAGGGUUGACUUAAAACAGAGCUUUGAUAUGCUUCAAUUAAACCUUGUUUAAUGCAAAUGCAGCUGUAGACUAAAUUCAAAUGUAUUAAUCGAUUUAUUGGACAGUGGUAGAAAGUAGUCUAUUUGGUCAUAUCAUUCAUGUUAGCCCCCGUCCAGGAAAUGUAAUGCAUUUUAACUCAACCUAGCUACUUUAAAAAGGAGCAGAAUGAGAGUUUAACAUAAAAUGAGGGAAAUGGUUGUACGUUUUCAGCAUACGUUUGCGAGCUUCCAAUGUAGUGUUAAUAAAGGGGUAUUAACGGGUGAUAUCUGGCAGCACAUCACAGUACAACUGAGAGGUUGUACAUAAAGAAUACAAUAUUUUUUCAUGACAAUAUACAUUUACAAAAAUGCUUUUAGUUUUGUAUGGUGAGGGGUUCUGUGACAUGUUCUGCAUUAUGGGUGUUGUCCACAAGGGGGUCUCCUGGUAAAAAUAAAUAAAAAUGGUGUAUCCACUGGUUACUCCACUUCCUGGUGAUGGGCGUUUGGCCAGUUGUAAUUCUGUGAGUGAUUUAAGAAAAGGGUUUAUUUUCCGAUGUGGAGACUAGUUUGUGAACAGUGAUUGUGUCAAAUGUCUUUAGAUGUUGUCAAUAGUGAAAACCUGUAGGUUUCUUCCACAGUUCAUUGGACAUGCAGUUUUGUCCAUGCUCUGUGUCCUAUUCUGUCCUGUGAACUAGACUAGAGAUGUGAUUCCAUGAGGCAUUCUCGCACUACGUCACUCCUCCUCUUCGGAUGUACCUUCACCCUGUUCUGACGGAGUGAAAAAGUGGGGUGGAACAAGCCUGGUCCCAGAUAAGCAUGAGCUGGAUAACCUUCACAAUAGGAGUUGCCUAAUACACUUUUAAACAGUUCUGGGACCAAGCCAGGGUGCAGUGGAAACACGGUGGAGACCACACUUGUUUCUGUCAUUCUCUCUAUUGUCAUUCCUCUUCUUUUUUCUUUUUCUCCCACGUCUUGAUUUCUUCUGUCUUCUUCAUCAUUACCAGGGGAAAUAGUGCCAAAUGUUUAUGUUGUCUACCUACCAUUCCACUGUCAAGUCAGGGAUUUAAAUGUUGUCUUUAUUACAUUUGAGGAAAUCAGUCUAUUGACCAUGUAAUAGGAGAUUUAGAUUUAGCAUGAUGAACUGGUGAUGCUCAGGGUACAAUAUAGUAAAGUAAUGCUACAUUGUACCAUACGUUAGCUCCUCUCUGUUGGGCUGUAAUGAUAAUACAGCAGCUGUGAGGUAACAGUAGGGCUGGGAAACAUCCACAUGCUUCUGUGUCUCUGACUUUAAAUGGCAGUCUUCAAAGGCUUCAUGUUAAGACCCAGACUCGGUUUGAAAAGUUAUCAUUAUAAGGGGUCAAGCAGACAAAAGUUGGAGGAGUUUGGAUAUUUGAAUAUCUUUCACCAGGUUUUUGUCUGUCGCUUAGAUCUGUCCUACUUUUUUCAAGGUUAAAUUUUUCCAGAUCCUUUGUUUGUGAUUUUACUUGCAGGCAUCAUCAAAAUUAAUCUGUUUUACAUUGUGAUGAGAGUUAUUACAUUGUCUUGUAGACUGAUGAUGAUAAAAUAUGUGGCUAUUCUAUAAUACACCUUUUAUUUUAGAUUUUCUUACUAAAAUGUAUGAUUAUUCUUGUGGCAAUAAAAAAAACACAUUUGAAACGUG